Molecule: messenger RNA, 1010 nt
Organism: Moneuplotes crassus
Lineage: Eukaryota; Ciliophora; Spirotrichea; Euplotida; Euplotidae
Source: the annotation of a GenBank genome assembly
AUAAAUUAGCAAGCAAACCUAAAAAUGGAGAACUCCGGAUGUUGGUGCGAUGGAAUUCAUAAGUUCAUCUUCUAUAUCGGCUUGAUUAUCCUCUUUCGAUACUUUUUCAGAUUUGUCUUCUGAAUUCAAAGAUACUUCUUCAGGAAGGGCCAUAAUGUUCAAGAGAGAUACGGACAAGGAUCAUGGAUCCUUGUCACUGGUGCCACUGAUGGCACUGGCAAAGCCACUGCAAUCUAUGCUGCCAAAGAGAAGGGAAUGAAUGUGGUUCUUGUUGGUAGGAACAAAGAUAGACUCCUAAAGGCUGAGAAAGAAGUUAGAACUGCUAACAGCUCUAUAGAUACAAGAAUUUAUGAGUUUGAUUUCAACAAGUCUACUGAAAUCAAAGAUUUCAUGAAGAUCUCUGAAGAAUUCAAGGAUCUUGAUAUUUCGAUCUUCUUUAGCAAUGCUGGAGUUAUGACCACUAAAUGUAUCAGAGAUUUGUCCCUUGAAGAGAUUAAGGAAAUGACGGAGACAAAUAUCCAUGGGCCAAGUAUCCUUACUAAGAUCUUCACAGACAGAUUUGCCAAGAGAGAUAAAAGAAGUGCAAUUAUGAUCAUGGGAAGCGUUGCUGGAUGAACUCCUCUCCCUAAUAAUUCUCAAUAUGGUGCUACUAAAGCGUACCUAAUCAGCUUCUCAAAGGCCGUAGGAUAUGAAAUCUCUGAUAAGAUAGAUAUGAUUGUAUCUACUCCUGGGUUUGUCAAGACUAAGCUCAAUGGAUAUGCUGAAAAUCCUCUGGCAGUCUCUCCUACUCAUCAAGCAGCAUCCCUAUUCAAAGAUUUAGGAUUUGAACGCCAAAAUAUGCCGAUUAUUGGGCAAGAAUUUGCAAAUAAUCUACUCGGGAUUGUUUAUAGUCUCAGUGAGAGUCUUGGGCUUGCCAUUCUUGGCAAGAUUAUGAUCCAAGAGAGAAAGGAGAUCGAAACCUAUUGGGAAAAACAAGAAAAGUAGACAUUUUAUAAAUUUCAAUCUUGAUA